Molecule: messenger RNA, 1746 nt
Organism: Dictyostelium purpureum
Lineage: Eukaryota; Evosea; Eumycetozoa; Dictyosteliales; Dictyosteliaceae
Exons: 5
Coding region: 1-1746 (581 amino acids)
Biological process (GO): phosphatidylethanolamine biosynthetic process
Cellular component (GO): mitochondrion
Molecular function (GO): phosphatidylserine decarboxylase activity
Source: RefSeq, a predicted model, not a curated record
AUGUCAAAUUUUAAAAGAGCGAGUGGCGAUGUAUAUAAUAGAAACUGGGUAUUAGAAGCAGAAAAAGGAUCAGGAGGAUCUUUACAAAAUACACCAGGAGGAUUAAGUGCAAUCGAGUCAUCAACACCAUCAGGAGUAUCCUCUUCAGGCACAUUCGUAUCACAACAACCAUCAACACAACAAUCUAUGGAAUUAAAAGUUAAAAAAGGUUGGGAAUUAGCUAAAUCACCUGCUAAAAAUAUAUUUAUGACUGGUUUUUUCCUUUGGAUGAUUGGAAAUGGUAUAAAUAUUUUCACAAUGCCCGUUAUUAUAUAUGCUGUCAUUAAUCCUGUUAAAGCAAUUUUACAAACAAACUCAAUGUUUUCAAGAUUUGAUGAUUGUAAAAGAGAUAUUAUACAAAUGAAGAUUACUUUUAUAGCAAUUCAACUAGUUUUACUUGGUGUUACUUUAUAUAAAUGUAGUAGUAUGGGCUUAUUACCAAUAACUCCAUCCGAUUGGAUUUCCUCAUUACCAAUUAAAAAGAAUGUUGAAUUUUCAAGCGGUUCAGUUGUAAUAAAAAAGAAAAAAAAGAAAAAAAAAAUGUUAAGAACAUCUAGUAGUCUUAUUAACAAAUUUAAUAAAAACAUAAUUUUAACACCAACUUGCGGAUUAUAUUCCAAAUCUUUAAACAAAACAACAAAAUUAAAUUUUUCAACUAAAACAGAUUCAAGCCUUAAAAACAAUGAUAUAAAUAACCAAAAUAAUAAUAAUAAUAAUAGUAAUAACCAAAACAACAACAAUAACAACAAUAAAAAAAAAAGUAAUAAGGGAUUAAUCUUUUUAGGUGCAACAGCUGUCACUAUAUUAGGUUUCUAUGUAUAUUUUAAACAAAAUGGAUCCGAACCAAAGAUCGAAUUUGUAAAGAGAAUCCCAUUCCGUAUAACAUCAAAUCUUUGGGGUAAAAUGGCAGGUAUUACAAUUCCAGAAAGUUUAAGAUCACCAAUUUUCAAGAGUUAUUCAUAUUUAUUUGGUGUCAACAUUGACGAAGCAGAAAAGCCAAUCGAAGAAUAUCCAACUAUGGGUGAUUUCUUUGCUCGUCAUUUAAAGAGCAAUGCAAGACCAAUUGAUUCCAAAAGUGAUAUGGUAUCACCAGUUGACGGAACUGUAAUUUAUCAUGGUAAAGUUGAAAAGAACACUGUUGAGCAAGUUAAAGGUCUCACAUAUACAUUAGAGCAAUUCCUUGGUCCAGAAGAGUUGGAAUCAAUCAAAGGCAAAAAUCUUUAUCAUAUAGGUCUUUAUUUAUCACCAGGCGAUUACCAUGGUAUUCAUUCACCAGUAGAUUGGAAGAUUAAAAAUCGUUAUCACUUCCCAGGUUAUUUAUUCCCAGUUGCCAAAGUUGCCGUUGACAACAUUCCAGGCUUAUUCGCUAUGAACGAACGUGUAGUUUUAACUGGUGCUUGGAAACAUGGUUUUUAUUCAUUAACCCCAGUUGGCGCUUCAAAUGUCGGAACCAUUGUUUUAGACUUUGAUAAAGAUCUCCAUUCAAACAAUCAAAAAGACAAUGCUUUAGAUUUCGAAAAAAAUACAUACUAUAAAAAGAAUUAUCAAUCAAUCAUUCCAUCUGGAAAAGGUGAUGAAGUAGCUUUCUUUAGAAUGGGUUCAACUGUUAUUUUAAUUUUUGAAGUCCCAGAAGGUAAAAAAUUCGAUUUCAACAUUAAUCCAGGUCAACAUGUUAAAUUUGGUGAAUCAAUGGGUAAAUUAAACUAA